Molecule: messenger RNA, 1609 nt
Organism: Mytilus californianus (California mussel)
Lineage: Eukaryota; Metazoa; Mollusca; Bivalvia; Mytilida; Mytilidae
Exons: 1
Coding region: 32-1609 (525 amino acids)
Source: RefSeq, a predicted model, not a curated record
GGACCAUUGUAACCGGUUCCACAAAGAAUCCAUGCAAGACAUGAGACCGGACGUUCUUUCGGAAGGGAAUGCUUACUACCUUGCUGUGCAUCCGGCAUGUUACAGGAAGGUAGUUAGGCCCACUGCCUUUUAUUCACCACCAGCAAGAGACCUAAAGAAAGCCAUGCAGGCAUGGAUGAAGAAGUCGAAAGACACUUACAGGACGCCAGAAGAGUGGGAGCAGGGAUGGAAGGAAGGAACAAAAUUUGAUGGGCCUCCAGGUGAGGAACUUUUCCAACCAGUAUACUCCGGGGAUGAGACACGGGCGGCCUCAUCCUCUUCCAUGGAUAUGGACAUAACAAAACCUGAUGCCUGGCGCAUAACUUAUGUGGCACUGGUGCCACAGAGUAUCAUGGUAGAAGCCGUUUUUGGAAGGGAAACAUAUCGAUUUGCCAUUGCAGAUACAUUGCUGACAGAUGUCAAAUAUGUAUCUGCAUUGACAAGGAGAAUGCUGGCCAUACCGCAGGGAGGUAAACAAUCCGCUGGAAGGAAACACAAGUUGCUUGGGAAAGCAUACAGUGACAGAGUAACGCUGGCCGUGAAAUUACUAGGACUUCCAGAAAAAUACAUUACCAAUAUUCAUCGUUUAGAGAGUGAUUUUUAUACCUUACCAUCAACAGAACUUUUUGCUCCUCCCACUAAAAAUCCAGAAAUACUCAAAAAGAAAAGCAUUUUGAAACCAACUAUUUCGGCCAAGAAAACUUCAAAAAUUUCAUUAACAGUCAGUAAGAAACCAGAAAAACCAUCCAUCAAAUCAUCUUCCAGCAACACACCAUCCUCUGCACCAGUGACAGUUGUACCAUCAAUUCCAAAGACCUCUUCACCUAAACCAUCAACACCACCUACAACGCCGGCCGUUACCUUAGCAUUAUCUCCAAUUUCUACCGGAUCCUUCUCACCAGCUAUGCCACCUGUAUCUCCCCCAGCAAAGAAGCCAAAGAUUUCGACAAAGACCAUACCAUACACACCUGAAAAACCCACUCAACCCGGACCGACAUAUAUACCGACACCAAAACAGUUGCUGGCGACGAUAACUACAGAAAAUAUACCUAGUGUAGAGCUAAGGACACCUGCUGAGCGGGCAACCUCGCUGCUACGUCUUGGUGGAAUGCCAUUGUUCCCUCCAGCACGGCGGGACUGGACUGGGGAGGUCCAGGUGAAACUUCCAGGAGAUGUUCUCACCAAGGACUGGCCUCCUCAGGGCUGGAAGGACAUGACCCCCGACACCAGGAAGUUAAACUGGGAAUAUAUUGCUUUCCAAUAUGAGCAGGUCUCCAAUAAUACAACUAUACCUAGUCGAGCCGGACUCCUAGACAAAUAUAAUAUGUUUGCUUUACCGGGAACGUCACCGCAUAAUAAGAUUAAAGAUCUUAGCAGAACCAUAAUGAAGAACAGAUACUAUAUGUAUGAGAAUUUAGGAUUAAUUGCCACCGAAGGGAUUAAGCCGGAUCUUUCCACUACUUUCAUGCUGGACAUGCUGGAGAAAGCAAGCGCUAGUCGCGAUAAAACCACAGACCAUAUUUGCCAUGCUUUGGAUAAGGCUGGCAUUCCUUUGAGAUUAGACGCUUAA